Suillus paluster is the source of this 616-nucleotide messenger RNA. RefSeq lists its product as uncharacterized. NCBI's taxonomy places the organism in Eukaryota, Fungi, Basidiomycota, Agaricomycetes, Boletales, Suillaceae. The record is from RefSeq and is a predicted model, not a curated record. The transcript is spliced from 3 exons. The coding region runs from base 119 to 454 and encodes 111 amino acids.
GAACAGAACCACUUGUGAAUCAACAAUUUUAACCGUCGAUCUUACAUGGGUUUCGUUCAGUCAAAACGAGGCUGCUGAUAGGCUGACAGUCAGUCUUAUCGACUGGGCCUCGCAGCUGAUGCGCUUUGCUUACGUCGUACCUAUCUUCGCUUCGACUUUGCCUGCUUCUUGCUUGCAUGAUACGCGGCGGGGUCUAUGUAGUACGCGGGCGAAGCUGUUUGUAGAUCACCGGCGAGCGAAACCUCUCACAAUCCUCCGAUCCGAGGAUAGGCUAGAUGCUUAUGGAGCGAUGCAGUGCAUUCUCAGUGGAUUGCGUGACCAGUUUUGCGCUUCUUUCCUGCUACAAAGUGGUCAUAUUGAACUUUGCUUGUUCUUGUUGGACUCAUCCGGCCGUCUUUUCGUUCACCCGGAAUAUCCAUGUACACCCACAUGCUUCCUACCUUUGUGGCUGUGAUCCUGUGAUCAGGGGAAAGGUUUCUCACCCGUCCAUUCCACAACGGUAGAGCAUACGACUCUAGUCGUGUCCCAUAGGUCUGUGCGAGACACUCGGACUAGCUGAUAGCUGUGUAGUCAAGCGGGCAUCGCCUCUGGUGCGUGUUUUUCCUUAAAGUCUAAU